Messenger RNA from Dendroctonus ponderosae (mountain pine beetle), 2069 nucleotides. RefSeq lists its product as uncharacterized. The transcript is spliced from 3 exons. The record is from RefSeq and is a predicted model, not a curated record. Bases 119 to 973 code for a protein of 284 amino acids. Lineage: Eukaryota; Metazoa; Arthropoda; Insecta; Coleoptera; Curculionidae.
UAGAGACGUAGAUUUCAGGUUAACAGAUUUUCUCAGGUUAGUUUUAAGUUCCAGUGAGUUUGUUUUGUAAUUAUUAUUUCAAAUUUAAAUUUAUCUAUGACGCUCUGGAUAUUCCAUAAUGCCGACUGCAGGCCAAGGAAUAAUAGAUCUGCUUUCCAAAUUGGACGAAGACUCGGUAUUUGCUUUAUCAAGGACAGUUACCCAGGGUUUAAAGCGAUGCAACACUAUUAAAGAGGCAAUUGACACAAUAAUAAAAUACUCGGCCGAUGAAAUAAGCAUUUUGAGGCGCAAAGUUAUAACUAGAGAGAUUUUAUUUAACUACUUAGAAGCUAACAACAUUAGAGUACGAAUGCCAGUAACGAAAAAUGAUUUAAUUGAUGCUGUGGUAGACGCUUGGGGGUUGACACACAAAACUUCCCAAAGUAGCAUUUUGAGCUCGAAUUCAGAUUCUAAUGCUGUAGCAUUGAAUGAAAGAAGUGAGAAGCCGGAGAGCAAUGUAAAUGUAAUGGCUGAGCAGUUUUCCAGAUGGUUCUAUUCAAUGCUUAAUGGCGAUGAAUGUGGAAUUGAACAUUUUUUUCCAGAUGCAAGCUUCAGUCUAAAUAUGUACACGAAUAACCAUUGUGACUCCACACGAAUUGAAGGCGAUGCCACGAAAAUAGCCAACAGUUUAUUAAAACUUAAGUCGCAGAAUAAUCUCCAUUUUAAUCCCAAUGACUCGCAGGACGGAAUUCAAGGGAGGAUAGAUCCACACGGUCUAGUGAUGGUGCUGACCUGUGGAACAGUUCACUCUCAAAACACUUGUGCGGGUGUAUUUGAACAAGUGUUUGCUUUAGCUCGGGAUCCAUUCUGUGACAAUAAUUGGAAAAUCAAAACGACUUCCCUCAAUUUAAGGUCGAAAAGUGAUGUGCUAGAACUACCGAAAUUGUGUGAUAGUGAUCUGACUAGUGAUCUGUUAAUGUUGCCAUUGGAGUGAGAACUGAUUUGUUAUUUUUAAUAAUAGUUGAACUAUAAUCAAUAUUGUUUUCUUGAGUAAUAUUGAUUAUUUUGUAUAUGUUGAUUUCCAUAGCGAAUUUUCCCUAAUAAGAAAAAUACAUUAAUGCUCCUUUGGCUCCCAUUUGGACGACCCUCUAGAAGAAUUCUCAAUUGUUAUGUUUAGAUGCUUUAAAAAUUAAAAAAAAAGGCAUUUGCUUGAAGCUAAAACUCUGAAGUGCUCAAAACUGCUAUUAACAUCUAUCGGAAUUUACUAAGUUUGUGGAAAAAAAUCAAACCACAGCGUUUAGCGCGUUUAUAUUACUGUAAAUACUAAUUUAUAAAAUAUUGGACUUCUAACUGUCUCUUAGUAGUUGAAAAAUGCUGGGGUUUAAGGCAAUUAAAACGCGAAUUUUGUCUCGAAUACCUACAAAAGUCUAUACAUUUCGCAACUAUUAUUUCCUAAAAAAUAAAUCAAAGGAAAGGUUUCGGUUAAAUUAUAUUUCUUUUAUAUUAAAAGAAACAGAAAAAUGCUCUUUGGGAUGAGAUUUGAAAAACAUUCAAUUUCUAUAAGAUGAAAAUGCCGAUAAUAACUAAAUAACACUGAAUCGGUUAUUUGGAAAAAAUAAAUUUAUACGAAUUAAAUGCUUUCUUUCUUUCGAAAACUGUUUGUUAGGAUUUUUUUAGUUUUUUUCGGUACCUACUAAAAUUAAUAUUUUAAUUGUUAUUCGGUUAAUGUGUAAUUUUGAUAAUUUUUAUAAUUUUCUGACACAUUAAAGUAUUUUAUUAUAGAACUAAAUUUUAGAAGACAAAAAUGUUUCCUUAUCGAAUAAUGCUCCAGAAGAAAAAUCGAAGCGAACUUAAUAAAUCAAUUGACUGCGUCUGACCAGAAAAUUAAAAUCGUAAUUAAUCUAAUUUUCUUUAUGGGAGUUUGCUUAUUAAAACUGAAACUGAAACUCAUCCGUUCUAGUCAGUUUUUAUUUAGUUACAAUUAUUGUUGUAACUUGUUCUUUUUACAUAAAAUUUCAGUAUUUCCUGUUUUACAACACGCCACUAACUAUAAAAAAUUGUUAACGUAAAUAAACAUUUUAAAAAGUUUA